UUAAAUUAAAAUUAAAUACAAAAUAAAGUGGAAAACAAAAGAAGCAAAAAAAAAACAAAAAACAAAAAAAAAACCAAACAAAAACAAAUAAAUUCCCAAGGCGUUUCAAUGUGGGGACGGCCAAAGGAGCGCAUGCUUACAACUCGAACAAUUCAUUCAUUCACACUCACAGCAUAUUCAUAUUCACACUCACAAAUCAAUCACAAGCAACUCUCUCUCAUGGUGAUGGCAGCAUUUUAAAUUCUUCGUAGCUUAAGAAGGUUUUUUCACACCAACCAGCACAAACUUGAGCUAAGAUGGAACGACGUGGACGCAUUCCGGUGGCCAAGUUUCGCACCCAAGAAGCGAAGACACGCAGUCGGAGUCGAGUGCGUGAACCAGAUUACAAUGAGCAGGAUCCAGAGCAUGAUAUGUUCACCCUGCUCGAGGACAACAUUGCUCUAAAGGAGGAGAACAAGGCGCUCAAGCUGGAGAUUGAAUCGCACAAAACCACGCAAGAGGAGCAGCAGGCGCAGCACGAGAAGCUUUGCAGUCAGCUGGAAUUGUUGCAGCAGCAACAACUCAAAUUCGAAUCAGAGAUGAAGGAGCUGACGAUCAAGUUCAACAAGACACUCAACGAACGCAAUGCGCUCGACAAGCUGCACAAAAUGAAGGCGGAUCAAAUACACAAUCUCACCAGCGAGCUGGAGCACAUGCGCGAGAAGCAACAGGAUAACUCAGCGGGCAACAACACGCUGCUUGGCUCUGUGGAGCUGCGUCGCAAUCUUCUCAAGAUUCUGCAGCAUGGCAGCGCUGACAGUGGCGAAGUGACACUUGGCGAUGAUCUGGACAGCCUGAUCGAUGUGGACAGCAGUCCAGGUGUGCAUAUUACCAAUGCCUUAGUCGAACGUCUUGUGGCAGAGUUUCUGGCUUUGAAGCAAGCCACGAAUGGCGUUGAUUUGCAGCUCUAUGAAGCCAACGAGAAGAUAGCUGAAUUAGUGGAGCAUCAACAUCUUGUUGAAGAGGAGAACGAAACGCUGCGCACAGAGAAUGGUAAUCUAACAAAGGUGGCCAAGCUGCUCACUGAGAACAUGAAGGAGAGCGUGGAGACCAGUCAGAAAAUGGAAGCCGCUUUGAUCAAGCUGAAGCAGCGCAACGAUGAGCUCACGGCCAAGGCCAAGGAUCUGCCCGAUGGACAGCCUCCGGGCAGUCAGCUAGCGACUCCUUCACCCACCACGCUGCAAACGGAGGCAGACUUCGAGGAGAUCAAGGAGCAGGUGCAACAACAGGCGCGAGAGCACAACGAACGCAUUGUGGAAAUGCAAAGUCUUAUGGAUGCGGCUAUUGCAAAAUCUACUAACGAUGAACUAAAACAAUUACAACUUAAGUUGGAGAUACUCGAGGAGCAGCUGCAGCAGGCGCUCGCCCGCGCCGAUCUCGCCGAGGAGCAAUUGGCGCGCUACCAGCAAGUGGAGAGCACAAUCAAAGCCCCCGCUCCUGCACCCCCGCCACCGCCGCCUCCUCCUCCGCCGCCACCAAUGCCCAACAAAGUGCUGUACGAAGCAAAGGCUGUGGCUGGAGAGGAUUGCGGUGCUGCUGGCAGCUUUAGCCAGCACAUUGCGGGGCAUAGUUUGCAUAGAGGCGGCGAUAAGAUUAUUGAUAACGUGAAGCAACAGGUACAAGCGGAGGCAGCAACAGGUCUUGACGCUAUAGUGCGAGAGUUCAAAUCGGGACGCGUUACGUUGCGUCGCAAUCGACGCAGGACGAACACGAGCGAGGCUCUCAAGGAGAUGUUCCAGGUGUUGGAGAUUAGCCAGAAGCAGAAUCGCAACUCCAAGAUAUGCGUUGAUCUAAACACAACGCUUUAGUCUACAAAAUGCGAUCUCUGCUCUUUGUCUCUUCUUCUACUUUUGGUCUCAAAUCUACAACGACAGCAUUCCAUGCAUUUCACAUCACUAUUUACACUUAAUUACACUAACUAGUAUAUGUAUUAUUUAUUUUUACGUUCCGCCGCCAUCCACGCCCCACUUUUAUAUAUUUCUACACUAUUUUUGUGCAUUUUGUGUGUGCCUUAGAAACUAAAAGAAAUUCUCUUUUGGUAUAAUAUUUACUACUGCUUCGAUGUUUACUAUGAAUAAUUAUUAAUGUGUUCAUUUACUAAUUUAUUAGGCUUCUUUCGCAAUCAAAUCCCAACGAAAGCAAAUGCAAUAAAAAUUAUAUAA
Messenger RNA from Drosophila albomicans, 2201 nucleotides. RefSeq names its product shootin-1. Lineage: Eukaryota; Metazoa; Arthropoda; Insecta; Diptera; Drosophilidae. Bases 297 to 1847 code for a protein of 516 amino acids. The transcript has 8 exons. The record is from RefSeq and is a predicted model, not a curated record.